Messenger RNA from Oncorhynchus kisutch (coho salmon), 2904 nucleotides. It is a transcript of the gene egln1a, whose product is annotated as egl-9 family hypoxia-inducible factor 1a. The record is from RefSeq and is a predicted model, not a curated record. Gene Ontology annotation, biological process: cellular response to hypoxia; peptidyl-proline hydroxylation to 4-hydroxy-L-proline. The transcript has 5 exons. Gene Ontology annotation, cellular component: nucleus; cytoplasm. Bases 536 to 1672 code for a protein of 378 amino acids. Gene Ontology annotation, molecular function: peptidyl-proline 4-dioxygenase activity; L-ascorbic acid binding; ferrous iron binding. Lineage: Eukaryota; Metazoa; Chordata; Actinopteri; Salmoniformes; Salmonidae.
UUUUCAACUGGUCGUUCAGUACAGCACCGUUUCAGAACGUAAAUACAUACGAAACGCAGCCCAGAGGCGUAAUCGUUAUCAUUCCGAUUUGCAACUAAAACUAGAGUUUCUAUUGGACAAAUGCACGUAUAUCCCGCCCCGUUUUGUUCGCUUCCGUUUAAGAAACAUUUUGUAACAGAAUCUGCGUAAAUAAUACGCUCCGAGAGAGAUAAGGCGUCGUAACACUGACGGCGUUAUGCGACACCGUCUGAUCGAUGGCUCCGUGCUACAAAACGUCCCGAACACUGGAAUUAUCCAAAUGUUGGGCUCGAACGCACCUAAACUCUUAUUACCGUGUAAAAUAAAGUAAACAACGGAAUACGUGUGAUGAAAUUAUCAGGAGCUGGUUUUCCGUUUCACUCGGUGUGGCGUGGCAGGCUGGGCUCGAUCUGUGUGUGGAUCACUUCCAAACUAAAUCAGUAACAGGACGCGUGUAAAUGAUUGGAUUUAAAGACCGUAACACACAGGUUAGCUAACGUUACUUCCAACUGCAAACAUGGAGACUAAACUUAAGACUGCAGCUCAGACUGCUCUGGACUUGGAGCGAGAAAGACAGUAUUGUGAACUUUGUGGGAAAAUGGAGAAUCUCCUAAAGUGCGGCCGGUGUCGAAACUCGUUUUACUGCAGCAAGGAGCACCAGAAGCAGCACUGGAAAAUGCACAAGGUGAAUUGUAAAGAAUCCGAGGUAAAACCACAGGUUUCAAAACAGAAGUCUGCUGAACCUCAGGCACCGUCCGGGGGGAUAGAGGGACAGACACUACCGUCACCACAACUAAAGACACGCGUCCAACCCGACAACACCGCAUCACCGAGCGGAGAGACAAGAAUGAAAGGUUUUAUAACUAACGCAGAGUGCGCUGGCUCCUCGGUCGGGAAACCAGGCGGGUCGAACACCAAACCCAACGGACAGACCACCACCCGGUCCACGCCUCAGAAUCUCGCCAUUGAGUACAUCGUCCCGUGUAUGAUAAAGCAUGGGAUAUGUGUUGUUGACAACUUCCUCGGCGGUGAAACGGGGCUGGCCAUCUUGGAAGACGUUAAAUUGUUGCAUAAAACCGGGAAGUUUACCGACGGUCAGUUGGUCAGUCAGAAAACGGACUCCACUAAAGACAUUAGGGGAGAUAAGAUCACAUGGAUCGAGGGCCGAGAGACCGGAUGUGAGAAGAUCUGCUUCCUCAUGAGCCGGAUGGAUGAUCUGGUCAGACAUUGUAAUGGUCAGCUGGGAAACUUUACAAUAAAUGGAAGGACUAAAGCGAUGGUGGCGUGUUACCCAGGCAACGGGACCGGAUACGUACGCCAUGUGGACAAUCCGAACGGAGACGGGCGAUGUGUCACCUGUAUAUACUACCUAAAUAAAGACUGGGACACCAAGGAACAUGGGGGUGUUCUGCGUAUCUUCCCAGAGGGUAAAGCUCAGUUUGCCGACAUCGAGCCUAAGUUUGACCGGUUGCUGUUUUUCUGGUCAGACAGACGGAACCCACACGAGGUCCAGCCCGCCCACGCUAUCAGGUAUGCCAUCACAGUGUGGUAUUUUGAUGCUGAUGAGCGAGCCAGGGCUAAAGAGAAAUACCUAACAGGAGCUGGAGAGAAAGGAGUGAAGGUGGAACUGAACAAACCAUCAGACCCCAGCUAGUGAGAGAGGAGAAAAAGAGAGAAGAGAGGAGGGGAGGGGAGGAGACCAGAGGAGAGGAGGGAGGGGAGAGAGGAGGAGACAGGAGAGGAGAGGGGAGAGGAGACACCCCAUCUACCAGCCAAGACCCCCCCCCCCCCCCCCCCCUCCAGCCAUGAAGUGCUAAUCCCUGAGAAAGGGAGAGGCCUAAACUAAGAGAGAGGGUGUAAGCGUAAGAGAGAGGAUUUCUUUACGUUUUCUGGAGCUCUACGGGUGGACUGAUUCCACAACUGACCUUGAAUGUCAUGACGUCACAGUACUGCAAGGAGAGACUGUCCCUUCUCUGCUUGUGGCCCAAAGGGGACCCUAUUUCCUACGUAGUGCACUAGUGACCAAAAAAUAGAUGCACAAAUAGUGCACUCUGUAGGGAACACGGUUCCAUUUGGGACAGAGGCGGUGGCUUUUUGGUGAAGACAAUGCUGAGAAAAAAGAAGCUGCCAUUUAGAGAACGCUUUGAGCUUCAGGAUCCAACCGACCCCUGAGAGACUGUCAUUCUGUUGUCUUUUACCAUGUUCUGGUAUUGAGCUUCAGGAUCCAACCGACCCCUGAGAGACUGUCAUUCUGUUGUCUUUUACCAUGUUCUGGUAUUGAGCUUCAGGAUCCAACCGACCCCUGAGAGACUGUCAUUCUGUUGUCUUUUACCAUGUUCUGGUAUUGAGCUUCAGGAUCCAACCGACCCCUGAGAGACUGUCAUUCUGUUGUCUUUUACCAUGUUCUGGUAUUGAGCUUCAGGAUCCAACCGACCCCUGAGAGACUGUUAUUCUGUAGUCUUUUACCAUGUUCUGGUUUUGUGGUUGAUUCCUUAAAGGUACAGAGUCCAUACUGACGAACUCUGAGUUAACCGUAUUGCGAGUGCGUCUCGGAAGCAAGGCUUCUAAUUGGGACAGCUAACUUAGUUUUAAAAGGUUUAAGGGUUCAUUCAGAGUUCGUAAGUAUGGACCCACGGUGUUUUGCUUGUUGUGUUGAUGCUGUUUACAAGGAAUAAGCUGUUUUAAGCUUUUUGUUCAAUGAGGUUUUUAAUUAAGAGGAGAGAUCUCAAUUAAAAUAGUUUUUGAUAACAUGAGAGAUCUCAAUUAAACUUUUUGAUAACAUGAGGAGAUCCUAUUUCUAAAGCUUUUUGAUAACAUGAGGAGAUCCUAUUUCUAAAGGUUUUUGAUAACAUGAGGAGAGACCUCAAUAAAAAAAAUUGGAACGUA